AUCAUAAAAUUUACAACAAAAUCUAAAGUUAGAUUAAACAUUACACUUAACAACAACAACAACACUAGGAUCAAAAUGUUCCCUCUUUACAUUAUUAUAUGACAAAAAGAUAGAUCGUAUAGUCAAGUAAAUUGACAAUAGUACCCCUUUCAAUUUCAUACAUUAUUAUUAGUACUAUAUCAUUGUUCCAAUUUCAACCAAUCGCCAGAUUUGCAAGCCAAUAAAAAGUCCUCGUUGCGGGGUGUCCUAAAUCUAAGAAAAUAAUAGAAACCAAAAUGGCCAGUCAUAACAACUGGUUCUUGGUUUCUUCUCUCUUGCUUACAUUGCUCCAAAUCCAAACCAAAGUGUUUUGCUACCAAUUCAAAGUUGGAGAUCUAAAUGCUUGGGGUAUACCCACCUCAGCAAAUCCACAAGUCUAUGCCAAAUGGUCCAAAUUUCACAACUUCACCCUCGGAGACUCACUUUUGUUUCUAUAUCCACCAAGUCAAGAUUCAUUGAUUCAAGUAACACAAGAAUCUUACAAGAGCUGCAACACUAAAGAUCCAAUAUUGUAUAUGAACAAUGGUAACUCUUUGUUUAACAUAACAUCACAUGGUGAUUUUUACUUCACAAGUGGAGAAAAUGGUCAUUGCCAAAAGAAUCAAAAGAUUCAUAUAUCUGUUGGAGGAACUGGAAAUGUUGAUGCUGAAGCUAAUAGUCCAAGUUCUUCAUUGCCUGCAUCUGCACCCUCUUCACAAACAGUGUUUGGAAGCAUUCCAGUAGCUCCUUCUUCAUCAAAUUCACCUCACCCAACUUCAACUUUUCAUGUGUUUAUUAUUGGAUCUCUAUAUGCACUAUUUUUGGCUUUAAUGUAAAAGCAAAAGAGUAAGUUGAGAGUCAUAAAUAUAUUGUAAUAUAUAUUAUUUUUCUUUAAUUUAGAUUCUUUUUGUCAAUGAUCUCAAUCUGUAAUUCUUUAUGAGGUUUCAUUUUUUAAAAGUUACUUGUUCCUUGAUUAUGUAAUACUUUGUUUUUAUAUAAGAAUUGAAUAUGAAAUACUACUUUGUAUUGGAGAAUUUUGGA
Molecule: messenger RNA, 1059 nt
Organism: Medicago truncatula (barrel medic)
Lineage: Eukaryota; Viridiplantae; Streptophyta; Magnoliopsida; Fabales; Fabaceae
Product: mavicyanin
Exons: 2
Coding region: 276-854 (192 amino acids)
Cellular component (GO): plasma membrane
Molecular function (GO): electron transfer activity
Source: RefSeq, a predicted model, not a curated record